GAUCUGGUGUAGGAGAUGCUAGCUGCGUUGCGUCUGGCAUUCGUAGCGGUCCCAAUGGGCGUGCUGCUGUCCCGGACAAUGGCGUGGAUGUCCAGUGGCAAAACGCACCAGGAGCUCAUAACCAGACUGAGGGAUCAUGGCGUGAUUCGCAGCGACAGAGUGUUCAGUGCCAUGCUGGCCACAGACAGAGGAAUCUACACUAAAGAUUAUCCAUAUGCAGACUCACCUCAGACCAUAGGCUUCAGGGCCACCAUCAGUGCACCACACAUGCAUGCCCACGCUUUGGAACUGUUGAGUGACAAAUUAUCAGAAGGGGCAACUGCCCUGGACGUGGGCUCAGGAAGUGGUUAUCUCACAGCCUGCUUUGCAAGAAUGACGGGAAGCAGCGGGAGAGUUGUGGGAGUUGACCACAUUGAUGAACUAGUUCAAAGUUCAAUAAGGAAUGUCCAAAAUGACGACCCGGAACUUAUUACAUCUGGACGAGUCAGACUCGUGGUGGGUGAUGGAAGGCUGGGGUACCCUGAGGGAGCCCCUUAUGAUGCCAUUCAUGUCGGUGCAGCUGCAGCAACAGUUCCUAAAGCUCUCCUAGAGCAGCUGAAGCCAGGCGGACGUCUUGUGCUUCCAGUCGGCCCCGACGGUGGUAGUCAGGUGCUGGAGCAAUACGACCGACAGAGUGACGGCACCUUCCUCAAAAGAGCUCUGAUGGGAGUGGUUUACGUCCCCUUGACAGACAAGAGACGACAGUGGCCAGGGUAUUUCCCCAACACAUCCUUGUUUCACAGGGUUCAUGAUUAUCAUUAG
This is a messenger RNA of Nerophis lumbriciformis (worm pipefish), 801 nucleotides long. Lineage: Eukaryota; Metazoa; Chordata; Actinopteri; Syngnathiformes; Syngnathidae. The record is from RefSeq and is a predicted model, not a curated record.